UACUCCAGUUCAACCAAUGCAAUGCUCUCCAGGCACUGCUGGUUCUCAGGCGUUUUUUCGAUCUGGCGAUACCUCAAGUCAUCGUGAUGAGUCAGCUCCACCUCCACCUCCACUUCUACGGGUGGAACAAAUCUGUCAUUUGACAGAUAUUUGUAGUCGAGUUGUUGCAUGUGGGUGUCUGAUAAGAGAUAAUGCAGGCAUCCCUCCAGAUUGCAUCAAAGUUAUAUUGGAUGUUGUUGAAGUUCCCAGUGCGAAUGUGUUUGGUGACAUUGAGAAGACGUUAGCCGAUUGCGACGUGGGUGAUGUUCUCGUUUGGCCUAGAGUGCUGACGAAAACAAAGAUAUUAAAGGAGUUUACUUAAAACUUUUCCUAAGUCAAGAACAUAUUUUUGUAAUUUGGUCAGGACAUAUGGAUUGUGUUUGAGGUUAUUUUGGAUAUUAUUUGAAUAAAUCUUUAUCUUGAAUUAUUUAGUAGUUUUGCUUGACUAAUCUAGUGAUUUGUUUCAGCUUUUCAUCUUCUUAUGCGUGACAGAAGGUACACAUAUUUCUAUUAUAAUUUAUUUUAAUUUUUUCUUUGCUUAUGCAUAAAAUGUUCUGAUUUAAAUAUUAAGAACUACGUAGUGGCUUGAUCCCAAUCUUCUAAACAUUGGGUACGUAGGCAGCCGUUCAUACUAGACCGUAUCGGUGCAGCCACAAAUUUUUUUUUUUUCCCUUCUUGUAGUGUGGAUGCAUUUUCGUCGGGACUACUUAGCAAUAAGAGCGAGGUGGAUGUAAGUUCUCGAAACCUUUAAUUAAUCUCAAAUCAUUUAUAUCUU
Molecule: messenger RNA, 814 nt
Organism: Magnolia sinica
Lineage: Eukaryota; Viridiplantae; Streptophyta; Magnoliopsida; Magnoliales; Magnoliaceae
Exons: 2
Coding region: 17-361 (114 amino acids)
Source: RefSeq, a predicted model, not a curated record